Molecule: messenger RNA, 237 nt
Organism: Penicillium angulare
Lineage: Eukaryota; Fungi; Ascomycota; Eurotiomycetes; Eurotiales; Aspergillaceae
Product: putative small nuclear ribonucleoprotein SmG
Exons: 4
Coding region: 1-237 (78 amino acids)
Biological process (GO): spliceosomal snRNP assembly; mRNA splicing, via spliceosome
Cellular component (GO): spliceosomal tri-snRNP complex; U12-type spliceosomal complex; U5 snRNP
Molecular function (GO): RNA binding
Source: RefSeq, a predicted model, not a curated record
AUGCCUCAAGCUCAGCCGGAAUUGAAGAAGUACAUGGAGAAGCGGGUCUUCUGCCAACUCAACGGCAACCGCAAAGUGAUUGGUCUACUCCGAGGCUACGAUGUGUUCAUGAACAUUGUCCUUGAUGAAGCCUUCGAAGAGAAAGCAGGUGGUGAGAAGGUUGCCAUUGGCAUGGUCGUCAUUCGCGGUAACUCGGUUGUCAUGAUCGAGGCCCUUGAACGGAUAAACGACAAAUAA